This is a messenger RNA of Klebsormidium nitens, 1791 nucleotides long. The record is from the annotation of a GenBank genome assembly. Lineage: Eukaryota; Viridiplantae; Streptophyta; Klebsormidiophyceae; Klebsormidiales; Klebsormidiaceae.
AUGCCGGUUGUGAGCACGCACGUCUUCGUGAAUCACAAGGGUGGUGUCGGCAAGUCCACCCUGUGCUAUCAUUUGGCGACAGCAUACGCAAAGAACCAUCCCGACGAGAAAGUGCUCGUUCUGGACUUUACCGAGGUGGGAGAUGUGUCCGAGUUCUUUCUGGGAGGCGCUCACAACCAGCGUGGCAAGCGCCGCCAGAGAGCCAUAGCUCCUGUCGUCAGCGCGACGAGCUACCUCCUGAAGGCGCUAGCGCAAGCCAUUCCAAAGUUCCAGCUCACGGACGACGUGCAGGAGGAUGAGAAGGUCCUGGCCGCGCUCCUAGGGGCGCUGCCGCAGCCCAAGAAGGCGAGCAGCGGUGACCCCCCCCCGGGGCCCUUCUCGCAGGAAAUCGCCUUCUCGCAAGAGAUUACUGACAGCCAAAAGGACUCUGAGGAAGGUGGCGAGGAAAGCGGCACGUCGACUCAUCACGAAGUAGGCCGCAUGGUGAGCAUCGAGCGGUACGCGAUUCCGCUGUGCAAGGCGAACGCCCGGCUCCCGGAGAACCUGUUCCUGUGCCCCAGCGGAGGCGAUGCGGUGAAGAGCAUUCGCUUCUCGGAGACGCAGAGACGGGACAUCUGCGAAGUCCUUAACAAGUCGUAUGAACAACUGGAGGGCAGCUGGAAGCUGUUCAUCGACACGGACUCGGACAAGUCAAGCUACGCGUACGCGGAGAUCGCGCUGGGCGUGGCGGACUACGCGGUCGUGCCGCUCCACGCUGACGUCACCGACUUCUACCGCGUGCGCGCGCUCAUGAUGCACAUGUGCGACCUCAUGAAGGUCAACGCGUGCAAGGCGCGGGUGCAGCAGAUCCUGUGGAACCAAUUGACCGGGCGGUUCAACCGGGAGCUGGACCCUGAGGAGGGCCUGGCGAAGGGCCCCUUCAUCCCGCUCAAGGCGGAGCAAGACAUGAUUGCCACUCUAGAUGCGCUCUUCUACAAGCUGGGCCGAGACUACCCCGAGCUGUUCGUGCUGCCGCCUGGAGGAGAUAUCGACCAAAAGAAGUUUGCAACCCUGACUUCGGUGUGUGUUCGCAACUUUGGAACGGUCAACGUGGCGUCCAAAGACACGGGCGUCCCGAUCCCGGUCAUCCAGCCAGGCAUCUUCCACGGCAGUUACCAGCAGUACGUCCUGGGCGUGAACACGGUCCACAACCAGAAGGUCAACAUCGACGAAGUCGUGGAAGGCCUCAGCAUGACGCCACGUGGCGACGAGCGGCAACAGGCCGAGAACGCCGCACACACGCGCACGCGCGCGGAAGAACCGGCCGAAGAAGAACCGACCGGGGUCCAAACCAGGAGCGCAGCGGCGGAGGGGGGGUCCAAGCGGCAGGCGGAAAGACCCCCCGAAACGGAGAAUGACGUGGCGCAGAAGCGCGGCCGUGAGAACGAACCGACUGAGGAAGAAACAGUUGGUGUUCAAACCAGGAACGGGGGAUCCAAGCAGCAACCGGAGGGAUCCCCCGGGAUGGGGAACGGCGUGGCGCGCAAGCGCGGUCGCGAGGAAGAGUCGACCGAGGAAGAGCGGAUCGGGGUCCAAACUAGGAGCGCGUCGGCCGAGGCGGGGGCGGAGGGAUCCCCCGGGACAGACGAGGAUGCGGUGCAUAAGCGCGGACGUGAGGAAGAGUCGACCGGGGAGGAGCAAACCGGGGUCCAAACUAGGAGCGCGGGGUCCCAGCGGCAGGCGGAGGGAUACCCAGAAACGGACGAGGAUGCGGCCCGCAAAGGAGCGGACGUGAGGAAGAGACGACGGUAG